Messenger RNA from Geodia barretti, 912 nucleotides. Lineage: Eukaryota; Metazoa; Porifera; Demospongiae; Tetractinellida; Geodiidae. The record is from the annotation of a GenBank genome assembly.
AUGACCCAGCCGAAGAAGACUCUUGAGUCGCGCCCUCGCCUGCCCGAGUGGCUGAAGGUGCAAAUGCCGGGCAGCCCGAGGUACAUGCAGCUCAAGGAACUGAUGCGCAGCCAAGAGUUGCACACGGUCUGCGAGGAGGCACACUGCCCCAAUAUCGGCGAGUGCUGGGGGCGAGGCACGGCCACCUUCAUGAUCUUGGGUGACAUCUGCACACGGCGUUGCCACUACUGCGCUGUCACGACCGGACGCCCGGUAGGCAUCGACCUGAAAGAGCCGAAGAGGCUGGCGGAAACAGUCAAGGCCAUGGGCCUCCGAUACUGCGUGAUUACUUCCGUUAACCGCGAUGACCUCCCUGAUGGCGGCGCCUAUAUCUUUGCGGCUUGCAUCAAUCGCAUCCGCGAAGUGUUGCCGGAGUGUCGCAUCGAGGUGCUGAUUCCCGACUUUGCCGGCAACUGGGAUGCGCUGCGCCGCGUUAUCGAGGCGGGACCGGCGGUGCUGAACCACAACAUUGAGUCAACCGUGCGAGUAUUCCCUCGGGUCCGACCCAAGGGCAAAUACAGGCUUUCCCUGGACCUUCUCGCCAAGGCAAAGGAAAUCGAUCCGGCCACCGUCACCAAAUCGGGCAUCAUAGUCGGCAUGGGCGAGACGGCCGACGAGGUGCUGGACACAAUGCGCGACCUGCGGGGCGUGGACUGUGACCUUCUGACCAUAGGGCAGUACCUGCGACCGUCGGCCAAACACAUCGCCAUCGACCGAUUCUACACCCCAGCUGAGUUCGAAGAGCUGAGAGUGGCUGGACUCGAUCUGGGCUUCAAGCACGUCGCUUCGGGGCCGCUGGUACGCAGCUCCUAUCACGCCGACGAGCAACAUGACGCCGCCUUCGUCCCUUCGGCCCUCGGCUCCGGAUCUUAG